Messenger RNA from Rosa chinensis, 4407 nucleotides. Its product is annotated as putative disease resistance protein RGA3. Gene Ontology annotation, biological process: defense response to other organism. The coding region runs from base 104 to 3040 and encodes 978 amino acids. Gene Ontology annotation, molecular function: protein binding; ADP binding. Lineage: Eukaryota; Viridiplantae; Streptophyta; Magnoliopsida; Rosales; Rosaceae. The transcript is spliced from 14 exons. The record is from RefSeq and is a predicted model, not a curated record.
UGCAAUUAUUAAAGAGGAAUAUUCAGAAUGCUCUGUUGAACAAAUAAUUGAGGCACGCUCAUUGGCUCCAGUAGUCCCUAGCUUUAUCUAAUUUCGACACUAUAUGCUUAGUAGAAGAGAGGCCAGAGCACACUCAUCCAACAAUUUCAUAUUCGAUUAUCUCUUCUUUUUCUCUUACAAUUAUAAUCAAGUUAUAACACAAAAAAUGGCUGAGGCACUCAUCUCUGUGCUUCUGGAGCAAUUAGCUUCAGUAGUAUAUCAACACACAAAUGAAGUGGUGAAACUGGUUUUGAAUGCUGACAAAGAUGUUAAAAGUUUCAGCAGCAAGCUCAAAGCUAUCCAGGCUGUGCUUGAGGAUGCAGAGAAGAAACAAGUGACGGAGGCCAGCGUGGGCGACUGGUUGCAGAAGCUCAAAGAUGUGUCGUACGAGAUGGACGACGUGCUAGAUGAGUGGAACACUGAACUUCUCAGACAACAAGCGGAGGAGAAGCAAGAGGUGGAAGGAGAUAAUGCUCUUGUUACCAAGAAGAAGGUACGUUUUCCCAUGUCCUCCGGUUGCUUUUGUUUUGGUCAAGUCAAUGAGGUCAUUCAUCAUCAUAACAUAGCUAGAAGGAUAAAGGAACUGAAUGAGAAGUUAACUUCGAUUGCUGGUGAAAGAGAUUUGUCUGGCUUUCAUCAAUCCACAAUAGGCGGCCAUGAUGAGCAGUUUACUCAACGACAGAAGACUUCAUCUUUUGUCGAUAUAUCUAUGAUAUUUGGCCGAGAAGAAGAAAAAAAGAAUUUGUUGAGCAAGUUGUUGAGAGAGAGUAACAAGGAUGGGGGGAGGGUCCUUGUCAUCCCUAUUGUAGGGAUGGGUGGGAUGGGGAAAACAACUCUCACCCAGUUAGUCUAUAACCAUGAAAAUGUUACGGCCCAUUUUGAUAAGAAAGUUUGGGUUUGUGUCUCGGAUCCUUUUGAUGAGAUUAAGAUUGCUAAAGCGAUCAUUGAAAAUCUAGAUGGACCCCAAAGCAGUUCCAAUGACUUGCAAAAUUUACUGCGAUGUAUCAAGACACUUGUUGAGAACAAGAAGUUACUCAUUGUUCUAGAUGAUGUGUGGACCGAAGACAAAACUAAGUGGGAAAAUUUGAAACUACAAGUGAUAAUGCAAAGUUGUGCUCAGGGCAGUAUAAUAUUGGUGACCACACGAAAAGAAGAGGUUGCUAAAAUGAUGAGAGCAACCAGCAACAUGAUCCAUUUGGACAAGUUGAGCGAUAUGGAUUGUCUCGCAUUGUUCAAUAGCUUUGCAUUUUUGGAUAGGGAAGAAGAUGAGGCUAACUCGUUUGGAGCUAUUGGUGAGGAAAUUGUGAAAAAGUGUAAAGGUUUGCCUCUUGCUGCAAAGACUUUAGGCAGUCUAGUGUGGUAUAAGAAAACAAGAGAGGAAUGGCGGGAUGUUCUGAAUAGUAAGAUAUGGGAACUAGAAGAAGUUGAGCAACAAGUUUUCCGACCACUAUUACUAAGUUAUUUUGAUUUGGCUCCUGCAGUCAAAAUGUGUCUUUUGUAUUGUGUAAUAUUUCCUAAAGAUUAUGAGUUACAAAAAGAUAAUUUGAUUGAUCUUUGGAUGUCACAAGAUUAUCUUAAUUCAAAGGGGAAAAAAGAAAAGAGAAGAAUAGGUCAAAAUUAUUUUGACAGUCUAUCAAUGCGGUCUUUCUUUCAAGAUUUUAAAAAAGAUAAUAUGGGAAAUGUUUAUGGGUGCAAAAUGCAUGAUAUAGUGCAUGACUUUGUGCAGUUUCUUACCCAAAAAGAAUGCACUAUUAUAGAAGCAGUGGAGCUACCGGGUGAUUAUAAGGUUCGUCAUUUGACUUUAACAAGUUUACCCGAAGGUCCACUUUCAUUUCCUACUUCAUUUGACAACUGCAAAAAUAUGCGAACCCUCACACUCCUUGAUUCAAGCAUUACAACCAUAAGCCCCGGUUCAAUUAUGCAAAUGAAAUGCCUUAGGACAUUGAAUUUGAGUGGUAACAAGACAUCCGGUAGCAUGCUCAAUGAAGUUCCAAAGGAGAUCGGUAAAUUGAUUCAUUUGAGAUAUAUGGAUUUGUCUUGGAAUCAUAAUUUGAAAGAAUUACCGGAUGCUGUGUGUGAUUUAUACAAUCUACAAACUCUGGACGUUUCGUGGUGUGAUAAACUAGAGAAACUACCCAAGGCAAUGGGAAAGUUGAUUAACUUGAAGCAUCUAUAUGUUUGGGCUUCUGAUGGGCUGAGGUACUUACCGAAAGGGAUUGGGAGUUUGAAAAGUCUGCAAGUACUAGACUGCUUUUAUGUAUGUGAGGGUGAUGAUGAUGAAGCAUUGAAAUUAGGAGAUCUCGGAAUCAUGGACCAGCUUCAGGGGAGCCUUGUGAUAGAUCGAUUGGGGAAUAAGGAUGAUGCGAGUGAGAUUGACAAAGCACAGUUGGGGAAGAAGGAGCACCUCUCUCAUUUGGGAGUAUGGUUCUUGGAUGAAGAGCAGAGAAAAGGCGAUGAAGAAAUAGUGAAAGCAUUGCAACCACAUCAAAAUUUGGAAUCUUUAGAGAUUUGGGAUUGCCACAUUGGCACCACCGAGUCUCUCUAUUGGAUCAAGUCUUUACGCAAUUUGAGAAGAGUUGAGCUCUAUGGCUGGAAAUUUUGUGAAUUUUUGCCUCCUCUUGGAAAAUUGCCAUCGCUUGAAAUUCUGGAGAUAAGGAGGAUGGAGAAAGUGAAAAAGGCGGGAGUUGAAUUUCUGGGAAUAGAAGGAGAAGAAGAAGUCUCAGGAAUUCUAUUCCCCAAAUUGAAACGUCUUGCGUUCGAAUCGAUGGAGAACUGGGAAGAGUGGGCCUUUCUUUCUGAAAUCACAAUAAUGCCACGCCUUUCUGAGUUGCAAAUUGAGCGUUGCCCAAAGCUAAAAGCACUGCCAGAGUUCCUGUACAAGAUAACAGCACUGCGUACUCUGGCGAUCAUGGGUUGUCCAAUUCUGAAAGGAGAAUACGAAAAAGGCGUGGGGAAGGAGUGGCACAACAUUUCUCACAUCCCAAACCUCACAAUUGGAUGACUCGCUGCAAAGCCAGCAGGGAGCUCGGUAAUUGGUGUUUCUGCAAAUGGACCGUUCAAAUGCUGCCAUUCUCAAUCGUUGAAGCCUACUUGAAGGCUGAAGUCUCUUGUGGAAAUGAAACUGAUUGGAAUUUGACAAGUGAAUCGAUCAGACAUCCCUUAAUCAAAGAGUAAAAGGAGAUUGCUUCUCAUAGUGACAUGUUGGAGUGGAAUGCUAAGCUUAUCAAGAGAUUACUGACUUCUGAACUACUUACCAAAAGGGAUUGGGAGUUUGAAAAUUCUGCAAACACUAGAAAGCUUUCAGAUAUGUGAUGGUGGGUCUCUCUUCCUUGUACAUUUUGGGCAGCCCAGUGCUGAAACAAUUGCCAGACUUCCUGCGGAAGAUAACAGCACUGAUUUGGAGAUCAAGCGGUGUCCAUUUCUCACAUCACAAUUGUGAAACUUGCUGCCCAAAUACAAGUUUCCAUGGAACUGAACAGACAGAAAAUACAAUCAUUCAGGAGCGUUUUUUAAGCAGUGGUAAACCUUAAAGGAAAUUUGUUACCAAUUAGACUCAGGUGGCUCUUACCUGAACUGGGUAGAUACAAAAUCAGUUCAAGUUGAUGGUGGUUCAGAUGCCUGAUUCUGUGGGACUGAAAAUUCACCAAGCUACACUUGUAUAUGGAACACACUGAUUGAAGCUUCAAGAAUGGUAUUAGAGUUGUGAAGCUGACAAGCAGUACAUAGGAGGGACUAUCAGCCGUACACAAUAAAGGAAAUUUGUUAUAUAGCCAUUUGACUGAUUGAAGUGAGGGCUCUUACCUAAACUAGGUAUAUGUGAUUAGCAUCUUAAGGAUUCCAUUACUUGGUCCUUAUUGUAAGGCUGAAAGAUAUUGUUGGUAAAUGGACUCUGAAAGCAUUUUGUGCACUCUCUGUCUAAAUCAGUCCCUCAGAAAGAUUUGUUGGACACUCUCUCAAACUCUGCCAACAUCAUUGUUAUCAAAGGACGGACCAUUAUCAAGCGGACUUUCACCAUAAAGGAAAUUUGGUCUGCAUUUGACUGAUUGAAGUGGCCCUUAACUGAAUAUGUUAUCAACAUCUUAAGCAAUCCAAGGCGCAAGCUUUUGUGAAAUGGACGUUAGUGCUGAUUGGGAUUUGAUUGGUAAAUGGGAUUUGGAAGAUUUUGUAUAAUCUGCAUCCUAACAAUAAACAUGGAGCCCGGUGAGUGCUCUUUAUGUGGCUGUACUCAAACUGAAAGAUCUAUUGGAUAUCCUCUAGUACCAAACCCUGCCACCUCACCAUUGUCGAAGGGUAAGGGAUUUGAAGAUGCAAAAUCAGUUGAAGUUAAAUGGUGGUUCAGUAACUGGAGCUCCAGGACUCUGUUGAGUG